Molecule: messenger RNA, 1071 nt
Organism: Lasiosphaeria miniovina
Lineage: Eukaryota; Fungi; Ascomycota; Sordariomycetes; Sordariales; Lasiosphaeriaceae
Exons: 1
Coding region: 1-1071 (356 amino acids)
Biological process (GO): sulfate assimilation; phosphatidylinositol phosphate biosynthetic process
Molecular function (GO): 3'(2'),5'-bisphosphate nucleotidase activity
Source: RefSeq, a predicted model, not a curated record
AUGACAUCACCGUACGCCAAAGAGCUCGAGGUGGCCCAGCUCGCCGUGCAGCGGGCGGCGCUGCUGACGAAGCGCGUGUUUCACGAAAAGGCCAAGGGCACCGUGUCCAAGGACGACAAGUCGCCCGUGACGGUCGGCGACUUUGGCGCGCAGGCCCUCAUCAUCAGCGCGCUGCAGGCCAACUUCCCGGCCGACGAGAUCGUGGCCGAGGAGGAGUCGGCGCAGCUGCGCGCGGACCCAUCCCUGCGCGACCAGAUCUGGGAGCACGUCCGCAGCACGCGGCUCGACGACGCGGCUUCCGAGGAAGCCGUGCUGGGCGGCGCCGUCAAGGACGCCGAGGCCAUGCUCGACCUCAUCGGCCAGGGCAACAGCCAGGGCGGCGCGCGCGGCCGGAUAUGGGCCAUCGACCCCAUCGACGGCACCAAGGGCUUCCUGCGCGGCGGCCAGUACGCCGUGUGCCUGGCGUUGAUGGUGGAUGGGGACGUAAAGGUCGGCGUGCUCGGCUGUCCGAACCUGCCGGUCAACGACUCGGCGGCGCUGACAGCCGACAUUGGCGCGAACCAGACCGACGACGAGGGGCGCGGCGUCAUCUUCUCGGCCGUCAUCGGCCAGGGCGCGACCAGCAGGCCGCUCGGCUCCGGAGCGCUGGCCAAGGGCCAGAAGAUAUCCAUGAAGCCCAUCACCGACUUGUCUAGCGCGAGCUUCUGCGAGAGCGUCGAGGCCGGCCACUCGAACCAGUCCGAGUCUGCCCAGAUCGCGCAGAAGCUGGGAAUUACCAAGCCGAGCGUGCGGAUGGACUCCCAGGCCAAGUACGGCUCCAUCGCUCGCGGGGCGGGCGACAUCUACCUCCGCCUCCCGACCUCCAAGACGUACCAGGAGAAGAUUUGGGACCACGCCGCUGGCGACUUGAUAGUGCGGGAGGCGGGCGGUCAGGUUACCGACACCACUGGCAGCCGGUUGGACUUUAGCGUUGGCAGGACACUGGCAAGUAACAGGGGUGUGAUUGCAGCGCCUGCGGCCAUUCACAGCCAGGUCAUCAAGGUGGUGCAAGAGGUUCUUGGGCAGAAGUGA